Messenger RNA from Oncorhynchus nerka (sockeye salmon), 1341 nucleotides. Its product is annotated as complement C1q-like protein 2. The record is from RefSeq and is a predicted model, not a curated record. The transcript has 6 exons. Lineage: Eukaryota; Metazoa; Chordata; Actinopteri; Salmoniformes; Salmonidae. Bases 70 to 981 code for a protein of 303 amino acids. Gene Ontology annotation, molecular function: protein binding.
UUCACUGCUUUUUUUUGCCUGGAGUGAACCUCACAGGCUGCGUUAUUUCCGAAGAGGUGUCGUUUCAGAAUGAGGGGUGCUGUAGCUCUGCUGGUGUUGCUGUUCUGUCCGUCUGGGACACGGACUCAGGGAGAAAGUGGUGGGGACAGAGAGAGUUUGGUAGAGAGCCACGGGACUGAAGAUACAGAGACGACUAGUAAACAGACGACUGGCCAGACCAUCACAACCCCUGAUAUCUGGGGCGAGGUAGAGGAGCUUAGAGACAUGGUGGAUAACUUGGGAACUGUGGUUUUGGAGCAGAGACAGAAGCUGAGGAACAUGGAGAAACGAGUGGAAAGAAGGUGGAGAGGAAAAAGGAGCAGAGGAGCUGAGGCCAGACUGGAGAGUGAGAAUGCAGCCAUGGGCGCCAGACUGAGUGCCAGUGAAAGGGAGGUGGGGGAGCUGCAGAGAAUGAAUGCAGCCCUGGAGGCCAGAGUGACAGACAGUGAGAAUGGGAACACAGCUUUAGAGGCCAGACUGAAUGCCAGCGAGGGGAUGGUGGAGAAGCUGAGGAGAGAGAAUGCAGACAGACCAAAGGUGGCCUUCUCUGCUGGUUUGACUAACGAUGGACAUGUAGGACCCUUUAAUAGUAUCACCACACUAGUAUACAGAAGGGUCAUCACCAACAUCGGCAAGGCCUACAACCCAAAUACAGGUGUCUUCACAGCCCCAGUGAGAGGACUCUACUACAUCAGAUUCACUGCCAUGGGUCUCAAGGGUCCACAGUCCGUAGAUGCCCAUAUUUACCACAACGACAAGAGUGUCAUGUUCAAUCACCAGAACAAUGACAAUGGGCGUAAUAGGUUCUUGUCUAAUGCGUUGACUCUAGAGCUGGAGGCCGGGGAUGUGGUCUACAUGCGUCUCCCAGUCAAUCAGGAGCUCUAUGAUGAAAAGUCGAGUAACUACAGCACCUUCAGUGGCUUCCUGCUCUUCCCUAUGUGAAGGGAGCACUCUGGUGUGAGUUUGAGAUCAAUCAAUUAUCCAGAUCAUUUGCACCAUUGAUGUAAAGCGACUCCUUCACUCCAUCCAGGCUUUUGCUUUUGUAUUUUUGACAAUGAGAAAUGCAGAGGAAAAAGAAAAUGAGAUCAUAUAUAAUCAUAAAAAGGAAUGAUUUAUUUGAUUUGAAACUGUAAAAGGUUGUUACAUUCAUAUGUUGAUGGACAUAAGAAGUCCAGACCCCUCUUUGACCAGUAACCAAAUCAAAGUGUGAACCAGUAACACAACAAUGAUGCUUGACUUAGUAGUGGUGUACAAGGCACUCUCCGGUUGACAUUAAACAGGCUGUGUGUGGCUCUCCCCCUA